AGUAUCAACUCAAUAGUAUCAGUUAACUUUCAAGUGUCAAACAAAUUAGAAGUCAAAUUAAAUUUAAAAUGUUCUUCAAGACAUCUAUGGUAGUUUUUGCGCUUAUCGGAGCCAUCGCUGCCCAGCACUAUUAUCAGCAACAGCAUCAUGAAGAAGAACACCACGCCCCUGCCCACUACGAGUUCCACUAUGACAUCCAUGAUGAUCACACCGGAGAUGUGCAUGGACGCAAGGAAUCUCGGAACGAGCACCAGACCCAAGGGGAAUACUAUCUGAUCGAUGCUGAUGGCCACAAGCGCACAGUGACCUACCAUGUUGAUGGCAAGAGCGGAUUCAUUGCUCAGGUGCACCGUGAGCCAAUCAAGGGAUAUCAGGCACCUCAGCCAGUGCACAAGAUUGUUGCUGUUCCAGUGCAUCACGGUUAUCAUCACUAAAAAAUUAAAGAAUAGUUCUCGAUAGUGCAAAUUUGUAUAUAAAUAAAUCUACAACAAACUGACUGAACUGCUCUUAAUGUAGCCUGAUGUUUGUUUCCCUGAAUUCA
Messenger RNA from Aedes aegypti (yellow fever mosquito), 541 nucleotides. Its product is annotated as larval cuticle protein A2B. The record is from RefSeq and is a predicted model, not a curated record. Bases 69 to 434 code for a protein of 121 amino acids. Gene Ontology annotation, cellular component: extracellular matrix. The transcript has 2 exons. NCBI's taxonomy places the organism in Eukaryota, Metazoa, Arthropoda, Insecta, Diptera, Culicidae.